UCCCAAGAGCGUGUGGCGCUUGCUACGCCCUUUUUUCUCGGAAUGACUCAAGACAACAGACAGCCCACGUGGAAACGGACAGAGCGAGGGAGGGAGAGAGAGCGCGCCCUGGGUUGUACGAGAAGCACCGCGCCGUGGAAGUCGCGACGCAGUCGUCUCGUCGAUCAAAAUGAACCACGCGUCCCGUCCGUACAGUGGAUGAGGCGGCGCGAGGGGCCCAGGACGACCGCUACCGCCGUGACGUCGACCUCCCUUCGGGGCGUUCGUCAGCGCACGGCGGCGCCGGGAGCUCGAGCGUCGUCGACUCCCGGGUCAUGACGGAAGGAGCGCGGAACUCCGGGCCAGAGUGCUCCGGCGCCGCCGCGACCAUCGUCGGCGACCUCGGGGAUGGCACCGACAACAACAACAGCGGCGGCGUCGGCGUCAUUCUCGGCAACUUCUCGAUGGGACACGCGAACGUCUCGGCCGUGUUCUCGGGGGAGGAGUACAAGUACCCGCUGCUGCUCGUCAUCUACUCGGCCACGUUCGCGCUGGGCUUCGCGGGCAACUCGGUGGCGCUGUGGGACUUCCUGUGGCACCGGCGCUACCGCUCGCCCAGCUGCAUGUGCCUCAUCAACCUGGCGUUCGCCGACCUCCUCUUCGUGCUCUCGCUGCCCAUCCGCCUGUUCUACUACUCGCGGGCGGCUGACGUGGAGCUGCCCGCCACCCUCUGCCGCGUCAGCCACUACGCCUUCUACGUGAACAUGUACGGCAGCAUCUACCUGCUCGCCUGCUACAGCGUCAUGCGCUACCUGGCCGUGGCGCGGCCGAUGCGCGCCAAGGCGCUGAUCACGAUGAGGCGCGCCGCGCUCGCGUGCGCGGCCAUCUGGAUCUUCGUGCUCUCCUCGUCCGCUCCGCUGCUCGUCAAGCGCUCCUCCGAACAGGGCACCAAGUGCUUCGACCUGCAGAAGGGCUCCGUCUCCUUCCUCUACAAGAUGAACGCCUUCGCCGCCGCGGUGGGGUGCGCGAUGCCCUUCGCCGUCAUCCUGCUCUGCUACGCGGGCAUCUGGCGGUCGCUCGCGGGCGGCCCCGAGACGUCCGCCUCGCCGGUGCCGCCGUCGUCGUCGUCUCUGCCGCCGAUGCUCCGGCUGCGCACCAGCGGGGGAGUGCGCGCGGCCAGGCGCAGGCGCGCGGCGCACCUCAUGCUGGCCGUGGUGCUGGUCUUCGUCGUGUGCUUCAUCCCCUACCACGUGCUGCGCACCGUCUACCUGCACCUGCGGCUCUGGCGCGGGGGGGACUGGGUGGCGGUGCACAAGGGCCUGCUGGCCGCCGCCGCGCUCACGGCGCUCAACUGCGUGCUCGACCCGCUGCUCUACUACUUCUCGGGGGAGAUUUUCCGCCGAAGGGCGCUGGCGAUGUGGGACUCCGCCGUGAGGCUGCAGUCGACGAGGAUGGUGAGCGGCGGCGCGGCCGGGGGCACCGGCGCCGUCGUCCUGCACACAAACAGCAACAAAAACAGCAGCAGCAACAACAACAGCAACAGCAGCAACAACAACAGGGGCACUGCGUCCCCUGGGCGCGCGCCGUCACGCGUGGAGAAAGUGGCGACUUUGGACUGCCCUGUCUAGGGCAGAGGGGGGCGCGGACACGCUUCGGAAAUUGGGGGGGGGAGGUCAGUUCGAUGCCCAGCCCUGGCUCCGCUGGGUUAGCGGGGCCACGAGAGAGCUGCCGUGGCUCUGGGUCACCACUGAUGAGAGUGAACGUGGGGUGGGUGGGCCCAAGGGACUUGUCGUUGGUGCAGAGCCGAACCAGCAGCAGCAGCCGGCCCAGCCACGGUUUGUUCGUCAGACUACAGGGUGGGAUGGCGUUCACAGAGUCCUCUCCCAACCGUGUCACGGAUCACAGGGGUUCUAUUUGUGCCACAGUUGUAUUAAACCUUACGCAAUCAGCCGACUACCGACUCGGCGCUGAGCCUACUGUCGACGCGAAGUUCCAUCAUCAGGAAAAAUCGGCAUUAAUGUGACGUUACUGAAGGGGGGGAAGACAAGCCCACUCAAAUGUAUCACGUUCUCUGUGCAAAACGUUGCCGCUGUCGCUUAGAUAUAUCUAGAGACAAACUCGGGACCGGGACACACAUUUUCAAGUUAAAUUUGUGUUUCUCCAAGUGAGAAUGCAAGAAGCCAGUAGAGUCUUAUUUGCAAGUGACCACAGGCAUUGGUCUGCAGGUGGUCCAGGGUGGUCAAGGGUGGUCCAGGUGUCUUGUGACCCCCCACCCCCCCCCCCAUUUAAUUAUCUAAAACUAAAUAUAUAUUUUAUUAAAGUAAGUUUUACUUAAAACAGAAAUGAAUAUGCAAAGGGCAAAAAAUGAUAGGGGUCAAUUACUGGACAUCUAUGAAAAAGCUUUGCAGCUCAUCGGAUUUCUCCAGCAUAAAAACAUCCUGAUAAUUGUCAGUCUCAAGACAUGUGGACCACCCUGUAUAAAACAAAUCGAGCCACGUACCGGGUAAUGAUACAACGUGGCAAAUUCUGGACCCAGGCCAUCCGCAGUGGCUGUGCCCCUGGUCUAAGAGCCUGGGACAAUUGGGGCGCUUGCCAACGUCUUGGCAUUCGCUGCGAUGCUCACAAAUCGACCGCGGCUCGCACCGCUUCCCUCUGUGCAGACGCCGAGAAUUGGGCCUUUGCGCGCCGCACGAUUGCCAAACACCCUGCCACGUGGCCCACGUGACGUAGAAGCAUCGGUAAACAUGCAAAGGCGGCAAAGGGCGUGGGGUUGCGAGGACUGCGGUUUGUGAAGAAGGCCCGUUGGUACGGUGACAACGCCGUUUGCCGCGAAAUCAGGAUCCGCAAGGGACGCUGUGGUUAAAAAAAAAAGAACUAUCUGUGUAAGAGGACUGCACGACCUUUGAGUUCCCGUAAAGAAUUUCACAUGGAUUUACUCACUGGGUUACCCGCCCAUCACUUGCAACUCGUAAAUCUGGCUGUCGCCUGACUCUAGUUGUAAUUACUGGCGAAACGUCGUACUCAGAUUGGAAAUGUUGUGGAUUUGCUCUCCAACACACCGGUGUGCUGUACUAGUAACGAAUUGGCAUUUUCUGUUUACUUGACAAACCUUACUAAUUGGCUGUGUCGGGAGGUGGCGGGUUUAACGACACAUUUAUAUUUACACGAUCUAACCCAAAAUAACCUGUAUCAUGAAUUCGCCAUAUUGUUUUGCCAGAUUUCGGAAGCUAAUCUGGGGUUGAGCCUGUGCAUUGCUUGGAGCAAGAACCAUCACGCGAACUCCGCUCAUCCUCGCAGCAGCAGCGGAUUUUGACUGGCCAUCGA
This is a messenger RNA of Petromyzon marinus (sea lamprey), 3303 nucleotides long. Its product is annotated as cysteinyl leukotriene receptor 2-like. The record is from RefSeq and is a predicted model, not a curated record. NCBI's taxonomy places the organism in Eukaryota, Metazoa, Chordata, Hyperoartia, Petromyzontiformes, Petromyzontidae. Gene Ontology annotation, molecular function: G protein-coupled receptor activity. Gene Ontology annotation, cellular component: plasma membrane. Gene Ontology annotation, biological process: G protein-coupled receptor signaling pathway.